UUCCAAUCCCCUCCAUAUCAUGUGAUUCAGGUGUUCCAAUCCCCUCCAUAUCAUGUGAUUCAGGUGUUCCAAUCCCCUCCAUGGACACAGGUGUAUACAAUCAAGCCCCUAGGCAUGCAGACUGCUUCUACAAACAUUGGUGAAAGAAUGGGUCGCUCUCAGGAGCUCAGUGACUCCAAGCGUGGUCCCGUGAUAGGUGGCCACCUGGGCAAUAAGUCCAUCCGUGACAUUUCCUGGCUACUAAAUAUUCCACGCUCAACUGUUAGUGGGAUUAUAACAAAGUGGAAGCCACUGGGAACAACAGCCACUCAGCCACCAAGUGGUAGGCCACGUCACAUGACAGGGCGGGGUCAGCGCAUGCUGAAGCACACAGUGCGCAGAAGUCACCAACUGUCUGCAGAGUCAAUAGCUAAAGACCUCCAAACUUGGUGUGGCCUUCAGAUGAGCCCAACAACAGUGCGUAGAGAGCUUCAUGGAAUAGGUUUCCAUGGCCGAGCAGCUGCAUCCCAG
This is a messenger RNA of Staurois parvus, 510 nucleotides long. Lineage: Eukaryota; Metazoa; Chordata; Amphibia; Anura; Ranidae. The record is from the annotation of a GenBank genome assembly.